GGAAAACUGAUACACAGCUCUGAUGUUGCCUGCAAGGGAGGGUCAUCUGGACACAGUAAUGGUCUCAUGGAACACGGAGCUGAUGCAAAGAUUAGGAAUGUGGAAGGCAUCACAGCAUCCGAUGUGGCAUCAGCCAAUGAAUUUUGGGAUUUGUGUGCCGUAAUUGAACUAAUGGAGCCACAAGCUACAGCUGAUAUCACAGAGGUUUAUGUUAGUCAAGAUGUUAGAUAUAAAUAA
Messenger RNA from Geodia barretti, 237 nucleotides. The record is from the annotation of a GenBank genome assembly. Lineage: Eukaryota; Metazoa; Porifera; Demospongiae; Tetractinellida; Geodiidae.